Messenger RNA from Aspergillus ibericus CBS 121593, 2544 nucleotides. RefSeq names its product putative glycerol:H+ symporter (Gup1). Gene Ontology annotation, biological process: GPI anchor biosynthetic process. Gene Ontology annotation, cellular component: endoplasmic reticulum. The record is from RefSeq and is a predicted model, not a curated record. The transcript is spliced from 4 exons. Lineage: Eukaryota; Fungi; Ascomycota; Eurotiomycetes; Eurotiales; Aspergillaceae. The coding region runs from base 211 to 2109 and encodes 632 amino acids.
CAAGGUGGAACUCGUUUAUGGAUCAGAAAACCAAGCGGUUGGGCGUGCUGACAGCCGCAGCAUGGCAGACAGCGAGAUCCGCCCCUGAGCCAAAAAUGGAAUCUGCGAUGAUCUCCCCAGCAUUAUUGUUCCGGUGGCUCUCCGCACUCCCUCUCCAUUGUCUUCCUCUUCACUCUCUGCGGGCUUGCACUACGCAAUGCUAGUGCUAAGAUGCCUCGCUCAGCACUCUCGUGGUUCCGGAGAUUAUACUCCCUCGAUACUCUAGAUACUCGUCUCACUGUCUCUUCCUCUACUCCCCCUAAAGCCGCGGCCGACACGCGACCGGCCUCUGCCAGAGAUGCCCGCGCACAAGCCAUUGCUCGCAAUGCCUCCCCUCCGAAAUGGCAGACAUUCGAGUUUUACAUCUACUACAUAGUAUUUCUAAUCGCUGUGCCAUUGAUGUUCAUAACUGCCAUCGGCGUUUCGCAGGAAAGCCAUCCUACAUAUUCCAUCUACUCUGAUCUACUGUCUCCUGGCUGGAUCCUCGGACGCAAAGUCGAUAACUCCGAUGCUCAGUACUCGUCGUUCCGCGAUAACAUACCCUACCUGCUGCUGCUAUUAAUAGGCCACCCGUUGCUUCGUCGCGUGUAUAAUUCCUAUGUGCGCCCAGUCAAUGUAGACUCCGGUUCUUCUAAGUCUUCCCCGGCAGUCGUUGCUGGGGAUGCUCGCCUCACUCAGCGGAUAGGCUUCGACUUUUACUUCGCACUCGUGUUCAUCGCAGCUCUCCACGGUGUUUCCUCUCUGAAAGUCCUCGCAAUCCUCUACGUGAACUAUAAAAUCGCCAAAGACUUACCAAGGAAGUACAUCCCUGCGGCGACCUGGACAUUCAACAUUGGGACGCUGUUUGCCAACGAACUCUGUGCCGGCUACCCGUUUGAACGAGUGGCCGCUUUGUUAGUGUCCCAGGAUGGUGCCGCACAGGAAGCACCACUGGUGCUCUUCGGCCGCUAUCUCGACGGAUUCGGAGGUAUUAUGCCCCGGUGGGAGAUCCUCUUCAAUAUCACAAUCCUCCGGUUGAUUAGCUUCAACAUGGAUUACUAUUGGAGUCUUGAUUAUCCCGCCGGCAGUCCUAUCGAAAAGAAACAAGUCGACCCUGCCGCACUGUCGGAGCGUGAUCGUGUCAGUAUCCCCGCGGAGCAGUCCGCGUUCAAUGGACGUUACUAUCUAGCCUACGUCCUUUACGCACCACUUUACCUGACAGGUCCCAUUGUGACAUUCAACGACUACAUUUCUCAGCAGAGAUACGCACCACCGUCUCUUACCCGGACUCGAAUCAUCCUCUAUGGAGUUCGCUUUUUCCUGACACUCUUCGCUAUGGAGCUCAUUUUGCAUUACAUAUACGCCGUGGCAAUCUCUAAAGCGUCUCCUGACUGGUCCCUGUACACAGCCGGCCAACUCAGCAUGCUGGCGUACUUCAAUCUGCAUAUCAUUUGGCUGAAACUGUUGAUCCCAUGGCGGUUCUUUCGUUUUUGGGCUUUAGUUGAUGGAAUCGACCCCACGGAGAACAUGAUACGCUGUGUCUCAAACAACUACUCUCCGUCUUCCUUUUGGCGUGCAUGGCACCGUUCCUUCAACCGUUGGAUUGUACGCUAUCUUUACGUGCCUCUGGGUGGAGGCAGCAGGGGUGGUGCUGGCCGUGAAAAAUCUUCCGGGAUGUAUGCCAAGGCCCGUCAAAUUCUCAACACGCUCAUCGUCUUCACCUUUGUCGCCCUCUGGCAUGACAUUAACCUUCGCCUCCUCAUGUGGGGCUGGCUCAUCACCCUUUUCGUUCUGCCAGAAAUCAUCGGCAAGUUGCUAUUCCCGGCCAGCAGAUGGCGCUCGCAUCCCACAGCGUACCGCGUCAUUUGCGGAAUCGGAGCUGUCGCGAACGUCCUGAUGAUGAUGAUCGCGAACCUGGUUGGCUUCGCUUUGGGUGUGGAUGGAUUGAAUGGGCUUUUGGCCGGCAUAUUGGGUUCUUGGGCCGGCAUUGCCUACCUCAUCUCAGCGUGCUGUGCUCUAUUCGUUGGAGUGCAGGUCAUGUUUGAGAUCCGUGAAGAGGAAGCACGGGCUGGUAUUAACUUGAAGUAUUGAUCAUCUGUGAAUAUUGUACAGCAUUGGUUUAGUAGCUUCUAGAAAAGCAAGAGACUAUCCAAUAGGUUGAGGCACUAGGUGAGGCGUCAGUGUCGCUCCGGGCGAAGUUGUCCCCUGGUUCCUUUCUGUUUGGAGCGUAGUUUGAGCUCCCGUAGGCUGUAUGCUUCUGCAGGCAUCCGAACCUGAAAUACCGAGUUCGAUGCUCUUAUACAUGCCUUGUGUGGGACUGUAUGAUUCGAACGUUUAGGCCAUGAGAUAAUACCUCUCGCCACGAGGUCUAUCCUGCCGGGAAGUCCAGCCUGCUGGAUCCCUGAUACAUCGCCUGUAUCAUAAUACCCAGCAACGAGAGCCCCACGUCUUUGCGAAUUCGGAUAAAAUCCCAGAUCGACAGCCGUCUCGAUACCUCACGACCCAAUCCCAGUGAUAUCAUCUCCC